Sciurus carolinensis (gray squirrel) is the source of this 2909-nucleotide messenger RNA. It is a transcript of the gene Dyrk3, whose product is annotated as dual specificity tyrosine phosphorylation regulated kinase 3. Gene Ontology annotation, cellular component: nucleus. The coding region runs from base 151 to 1914 and encodes 587 amino acids. NCBI's taxonomy places the organism in Eukaryota, Metazoa, Chordata, Mammalia, Rodentia, Sciuridae. The transcript has 3 exons. Gene Ontology annotation, biological process: peptidyl-serine phosphorylation; positive regulation of cell cycle G2/M phase transition; peptidyl-threonine phosphorylation. Gene Ontology annotation, molecular function: protein serine/threonine kinase activity; protein serine/threonine/tyrosine kinase activity; ATP binding. The record is from RefSeq and is a predicted model, not a curated record.
GCGAGCGAAGGCGCGCGGAGCUGCAGUGUCUGGCAGACAGUCCCCGGGGAAGCGUCGCGCCCGGGAGGCAGCCGUCACAGCGCAGGUGGACGCGGCCCGCCGGGUCCGCCAACCGCCGCCCCUCCCCCCGUGGGGGGUCCCGAGCUAAAGAUGGGAGGCACAGCUCGCGGGCCGGGGCGGAAGGAUGCGGGGCCGCCCGGGUCUGGGCUCCCUCCCCAGCAGCGAAGAUUGGGGGAUGGUGUCUAUGAUACUUUCAUGAUGAUAGAUGAAACCAAGUGUCCACCCUGUUCAAAUGUACUCUGCAAUCCUUCUGAGCCGCCUCCACCCAGAAGACUGAAUAUCACCACUGAGCAGUUAACAAGAGAGCAUACUCAGCACUUUCUGAAUGGAGGUGAGAUAAAGGUAGAACAGCUGUUUCAAGAAUUUGGUAGCAGCAAAUCUGGUACUCUUCAGUCAGAGGGCAUCACCAACUCUGACAAAAGCUCUCCUGUUGUUUCUCAAGGGAAAAGUUCAGAUAACUUAAAUAUAAUUAAAUCCAGCAGUUCAUCCAAAGCACCCAAAGUGGUGCCUCUGACCCCUGAGCAAGCGCUGAAGCAGUACAAACACCACCUCACUGCUUAUGAGAAGCUGGAAAUCAUCAAUUACCCAGAAAUUUAUUUUGUUGGUCCAAAUGCCAAGAAAAGACAUGGAGUUAUUGGUGGUCCCAAUAAUGGGGGAUAUGAUGAUGCUGAUGGGGCCUAUAUUCAUGUCCCUCGAGACCAUCUAGCUUAUAGAUAUGAGGUACUGAAAAUUAUUGGCAAGGGGAGUUUUGGGCAAGUAGCCCGGGUCUAUGAUCACAAACUUCGCCAGUAUGUGGCCCUGAAAAUGGUGCGCAAUGAAAAGCGCUUUCAUCGUCAAGCAGCUGAAGAGAUCCGGAUUUUGGAGCAUCUUAAAAAACAAGAUAAAACUGGUAGCAUGAACGUUAUCCACAUGCUGGAAAGUUUCACGUUCCGGAACCAUGUUUGCAUGGCCUUUGAAUUGCUGAGCAUCGACCUUUAUGAGCUAAUUAAAAAAAACAAGUUUCAGGGUUUUAGUGUCCAAUUGGUACGCAAAUUUGCCCAAUCCAUCUUGCAAUCCUUGGAUGCUCUCCACAAAAAUAAGAUCAUCCACUGCGAUCUGAAACCAGAAAACAUUCUUCUGAAACACCAUGGACGCAGUGCAACUAAAGUCAUUGACUUUGGGUCCAGUUGUUUUGAGUACCAGAAACUUUACACGUAUAUCCAGUCUCGUUUCUACAGAGCUCCGGAGAUCAUCUUAGGGUGUCGCUACAGCACGCCUAUUGACAUAUGGAGUUUUGGCUGCAUCCUUGCAGAACUUUUAACAGGACAGCCUCUGUUUCCUGGAGAGGAUGAAGGCGAUCAGUUGGCUUGUAUGAUGGAGCUUCUAGGGAUGCCACCACCAAAACUUUUAGAGCAAUCCAAACGUGCCAAGUACUUUAUUAACUCUAAGGGCCUACCUCGCUACUGCUCUGUGACUACUCAGGCAGAUGGGAGGGUGGUACUUGUUGGGGGUCGCUCACGUAGGGGUAAAAAACGGGGUCCUCCAGGCAGCAAAGACUGGGGGACAGCACUGAAAGGGUGUGAUGACUAUUUGUUUAUAGAAUUCCUGAAAAGAUGUCUUCAUUGGGACCCCUCUGCCCGCCUGACCCCAGCUCAAGCAUUAAGACACCCUUGGAUUAGCAAGUCUGUGCCCAGACCUCUCACCAUUGACAAGGUGUCAGGGAAACGGGUAGUUAAUCCUACCAGUGCUUUCCAGGGACUGGGUUCCAGGCUGCCUCCAGUUGUUGGAAUCGCCAGUAAGCUUAAAGCUAACUUAAUGUCAGAAACCAAUGGCAGUAUACCUCUGUGCAGCGUAUUGCCAAAACUGAUUAGCUAACAGACAGCUCAGAGAUGCAUAUGUAUGUAUUUUUAAUUACCUUGCAAACCUGCAAAUGGAAAACAAUGCAAGCCCGUUGGUGGAUAUGUUUUUGUUAGACUAGACUUCUUUUUUUUAACAAGGCAAAACAUUUUUAUAUGACUAUAAAAGAACUCUUCAAGGGCUAAUUACCUAACCAGCUUGUAUUGGCCAUCUGGAAUAUACAUUAAAUGACUUUUUAUAGGUCCAUGCAUCUUUGUUAUUAUCAUCAGAUGUACUUCAACCUGUGUAUAUCCUAUUGGUUUAAAUCUCUCUUUCAAGAUGGAUGGUAUACCAAAAAUAUAUGCUGACUACUCCUCUCUUGUCUCCCUCAACAUCUAUUCUGGAGGGGUAAUUUGGGAUGUGGUGGGAGUUGUACAUGAGAGGCAAAACGAGAUCUCUUGCUCCAGGAGUCCAUUAUAGGGGCUCAUUCUAAGUGAAAGGCUCACAGCAGAAUAUAGGGUGAGGGAGCACCUCAGAGCUAUUGGUCACCUGUACAAUUGGUGUCAUUGCUUUCCACUUCCCACGAUGUGUGGUGUUUUUUAUUUGUGCUUUUAUUGUUAUUAUUAUUUUGCCACAGCUUUAUUCCCUGAAAGCAUUUUACAGACAUCUUGCCACCUUACCAAAUAACCUUGUAGGUUACUGAUGGGGUUUGCAUAAGUUCCUCAAAGGCUUGUGUGUUAAAGACUUGGUCCCCAGCCCUUCUUCAAUUCUUUUGGGAGGUGGUAGAACCUUUAAGGGGUGGGUCCUGGUGGAAGGUUUCCAAGUCCUUGGGCACUUGACCUUAAAGGGAAUUGUGGGACCCUCGUUUCUUUCUCUUCCUCUUUUGAUUCCCAGGUUUAAAGUGAACGGUUUUGCUCUGCCAUGUGCUCCCACCACAGUGUGUCAACACAGACCCAAAGCAAUGAGGCCAAUUGGUCAUGGACUGAAACCUCCAAAAUGUGAGCCAAAAUAAACCUUUUAUCUUUAUAAAAAUU